AUGGGUAACGAUGGCGGAUCCAUUCCAAAGCGCCGGGAGCUCGUCAAAGAAUCCGCUCGCCUCCCCUCCGUCUCGGAACUUAAGUCGACGCUGCUCGAAUCGCUCGGCCACGCGUGGACGCACUGCGCCAUCAGCGACGAGAAGCUCGACAUGGACAAUGCGGUCAGCGACUGGCGCGGCCGGCUGUUCAACUACGAGGCCGUGCUGCAGGGCCUCAUGCCCUCGGAGGAGACCGACGACGGCAGCGGCAAGGCGCAGAGGUUCGCAGAGACGGGCAUCACGUCCCUGCGCGACGUAGUCAAGCUCAAGUUCAAAAAGUACGCGCCGCCGGGACACAAGGCCGAGAGUGGUCAGAUCUGCGCCUGUCCGGUUUCGCUCAAGGAGAUUGGGCCCGCGACCAAGGCGGUAUACCUAGUGCCGUGCGGUCAUGUGUUUGCCGAGCUAGCGAUGGACAAGAUCACAGACUUGGCUUGUCCCGAGUGCAGUGAGACGUUUGAGAAGCAAAACGUCAUAUCGAUACUGCCAAGGGAGGAUGCGGAGCUCGAGAGGCUGAGGCAGCGGAUGGUCGAUUUGAAGGAGAAAGGCUUGUCACACAACUUGAAGAAAGAUAAAAGCAACGGGAAAAAGAAGAAGCGCAAGGCUGAAGAUGGGAAAGAAGAUGUAGCCAAGGACGCAGAAAAGGAGAACGGGGCUUCAAAAGACCAAACCAAAAAGGCACACAUCAACAACCCAAUGACAGCUUCGCUGACGGCCAAGGUCAUGGCCGAACAGGAGGAGAGGAACAAAAGGAGGAAACUAGCGGCAGCAAGAUGA
Pyricularia grisea is the source of this 813-nucleotide messenger RNA. RefSeq lists its product as uncharacterized. The record is from RefSeq and is a predicted model, not a curated record. Lineage: Eukaryota; Fungi; Ascomycota; Sordariomycetes; Magnaporthales; Pyriculariaceae. Gene Ontology annotation, cellular component: nucleus. Bases 1 to 813 code for a protein of 270 amino acids. Gene Ontology annotation, biological process: site-specific DNA replication termination at RTS1 barrier; mitotic DNA replication termination. The transcript has a single exon.